AUGGGUACACUUAAUAUGUUGGGGCUUGCAAAGAGAAUUGGGGCUAGGUUUCUUCUAACUAGUACUAGUGAGGUAUAUGGUGAUCCUCUGGAGCAUCCUCAGAAAGAGACUUACUGGGGGAAUGUUAAUCCAAUUGGUGAGAGGAGUUGUUAUGAUGAAGGAAAGCGAACUGCAGAGACACUGACUAUGGAUUAUCAUCGUGGUGCUGGCGUUGAGGUCCGCAUUGCUCGGAUUUUCAACACCUAUGGACCCCGCAUGUGUUUAGAUGAUGGACGUGUUGUUAGCAAUUUUGUUGCACAGGCUAUUCGCAAACAGCCAUUGACUGUAUACGGCGAUGGGAAGCAAACAAGAAGUUUCCAAUAUGUCUCUGAUUUGGUUAAUGGGCUGGCAUCGUUGAUGGAUGGUGAACAUGUGGGACCUUUCAACCUAGGUAACCCAGGAGAAUUCACCAUGUUAGAGCUUGCUCAGGUUGUCAAAGAAACAAUUGAUUCAAGUGCUACAAUAGAGUACAAACCAAAUACUGCUGAUGAUCCACAUAUGAGGAAACCAGAUAUUAGCAAAGCAAAGGAACUGCUAAACUGGGAGCCAAAAGUCCCACUGAGGGAAGGUUUGCCUCUUAUGGUUAGUGAUUUCCGGAAUCGGAUUUUGAACGAAGAUGAAGGUAAAGGAAUGAAAUAA
Messenger RNA from Lathyrus sativus (Indian pea), 678 nucleotides. NCBI's taxonomy places the organism in Eukaryota, Viridiplantae, Streptophyta, Magnoliopsida, Fabales, Fabaceae. The record is from the annotation of a GenBank genome assembly.